CAGUCUUUUUUUUCCUCUUGCUUUCAGCACAAGCAUUUAUUUUCAUUGUUAUAUAGUUUGUCGUGUUUGUCCUCGCUUUUUUUUUUGCUGAUACUAUCGGUGUUCGGGGGGGUCAUCGAGGGGAGUUCUCGAGUGGAAUGGACGCUGCUGCGAUGACUGCUCCACCUGCGGCAACAACGACCGCGCUGCUGCAGCCCGUGUGCACCGUCCCACUGCUGAGCGCAAGCAGCAUCCUCGAUGGCUACGACCCAUUCCACGUGUCGCAGGAGCUCACUGCGUUUGGCAUUGACGACCCGACGCUCGCCUUCCUGCUCAACCCAUUCGCGUGCGACCACCACGACCACGACCAAGACCAAGACCACGACCACGACCACGACCAAGACCACGACCACGACCAUGAACACAGCGACCACCACCACGACGGCCAUCAACAAGCUGGCAAUGCAGGAGACACACGGACUGGCGCUGCUGCUGCUGCCACUUCUUCUACUGAUUUGGCGCCAAUCCGCUCAGACGGUUUCCCGCCAUCGGUGGUUUUGCAGCAGCCGCCAUCGUCGCAUCAUCUGCAAGCCCUGCCAAAUACAUCACCAUCCACAUCAUUAACUCAAGCACAAGCUAUGGUCGCGCCAAUGUGGACCAUGAAAUCGGAAGCUGCUGCUGCCAAGCAUCUGCAACCAGCGCCGGCAGCAGCGUUGAGCGAGCCCUUGCGAAAGCACCACCACCACCACGGGCACUGCCAUCAUCACAUGUACCAUGGUCCCAAUGCAAGCGCCGCCAUGGCCGAAGCAACGGCUGCUGCCCUUGCCGCGACUUCCCUGACAAGCUCGCAGGCCACGACGCCUUCUGACGCCAGUCCGCUCGACUUUGGCGAUGAAUCGGACGGCUCGGACGACCUCGACGCCGAAGACAUGAUGCAGUAUCACAACGAAAUCACUGCUUGCCUCUGCGACUUGCACAAUGCUGUUGCCACGUCGUCAGACGAAUCCACUUUGCUGUUUGCACACCCAGACGGAUCGGGUCCAUUGAGUGUGCCGCAGUCCACCAACAUUCCAGUGGCCAUGGGAGGCUUCUCUGGCGUACCUCCGUCGACACCGCAAGCUGUCAAGCCAUCUGGCGCCCGUGUGCUGUGCCCGCUGCAUCCUGCACCAGGCCGUGCGCAGUCCGGCCCUGUCGCAAACGCGGCGCACCAGCAGCAGCGAGCGCCAGUCGCACCCGCCGCUCCAACGCCAACACCAGCGGCCAUCGCGCCCUCUGCCUCAUCAUCGGCACCGCCCGUGAUUCUAGCUGCACCCCACACGACGAGCUUGCUCGCCAGCAAAAGCAACUACCUGCAAAUAUCCGAGGGGCAUGCGUUCAAUCUGGGCGUCGACUUUAACCCGGACAUGGUCAAGGCCGUGGAAGAUCGCAAAGUGAUGCACAAAACCUCAGAGCGCCGUCGCCGCCAUGACAUGCAGGACGGCUACAGCCAGUUGAAACAGCUCGUGCCGUUGCCUCGUGCCAAAAAGGAUCGACGAUCCAGCAAAGCCACCGUCCUUCUCGAUACGGUCGAGUAUGUUAAAAAGCUGCAAUACGAGUGCGCUCAGUGGCAACUCAAGUACGAGCACUUGCACGAAGAAAACCAAGAGCUCAAGAAAGCCCUGUCCGCCAUGACCGGAGGCAUUCUCAAGCACGUCCAAACAAACUCGUGCGGUACAACCGCCGCGCAUGCCACCCAUGAUCACUACCAUGCACAGCAGCAGUCCGAGCACCACGGGCAUCAGCACGGGGGGGACGCCUAUGGCCACGCGCCAUAAACCGUCAACCAUUGUUUCUAUUUGCUUUGUUUGUUUGACGUGUUUGUGUGUUUUGGGUUUCUUUGAGCCUCUGUUUCAGUUUUCAGUACCGCACAGUAUCUUGUCCUAUUUCAUAGUCCA
Capsaspora owczarzaki ATCC 30864 is the source of this 1913-nucleotide messenger RNA. RefSeq lists its product as hypothetical. The coding region runs from base 138 to 1793 and encodes 551 amino acids. Gene Ontology annotation, biological process: regulation of transcription by RNA polymerase II. Gene Ontology annotation, molecular function: DNA-binding transcription factor activity, RNA polymerase II-specific; protein dimerization activity; RNA polymerase II cis-regulatory region sequence-specific DNA binding. The transcript has a single exon. The record is from RefSeq and is a predicted model, not a curated record. NCBI's taxonomy places the organism in Eukaryota, Filasterea, Ministeriida, Capsasporidae.